This is a messenger RNA of Olea europaea var. sylvestris, 3017 nucleotides long. Its product is annotated as protein NSP-INTERACTING KINASE 1-like. The record is from RefSeq and is a predicted model, not a curated record. Gene Ontology annotation, biological process: protein phosphorylation. The transcript has 13 exons. Lineage: Eukaryota; Viridiplantae; Streptophyta; Magnoliopsida; Lamiales; Oleaceae. Bases 115 to 2043 code for a protein of 642 amino acids. Gene Ontology annotation, molecular function: ATP binding; protein kinase activity; protein binding.
AGAAAUUAUUAUGCAGAGAAGAAACCCACUAAAAUCUUGUCCAGAGAACACCUCCAUUGCUAAAACUAAGCAAUGUUUUCUAGUCUGAUCGUUUGCUGCAUAUAAUCAAUAGAUAUGACAAUAAAAGGAGAAGAUGCAUUUUGGAUUUUCGCAUUUUUCUGCUUCUGGAACUGUGCGAUAUGCUUGCUUUCGUCUACAGGUGUAAAUUUUGAAGUCCAAGCUUUAAUGGGCAUAAAAGCUGGUUUGAUAGAUCCUCACGGCGUUCUUGAUAAUUGGGAUGGUGUCUCUGUUGAUCCAUGUAGCUGGACUAUGGUUACUUGUUCUGCUGAGAGUCUUGUUAUUGGCCUAGGGACCCCAAGUCAGAAUUUGUCGGGUAUUCUUUCUCCAAGCGUUGGGAAUUUAAAAAAUCUUCAAAUUAUCUUAUUACAGAACAACAACAUAACAGGACCAAUCCCAGCAGAACUUGGAAGACUCUCAAAGCUCCAGACUCUUGAUCUUUCAGAUAACUUCUUCACUGGUAGCAUUCCACCUUCUCUGGGGCACUUGAGAACCCUUCAGUACAUGAGGCUCAACAAUAACAGUCUAUCUGGAGAGAUUCCAAUGUCAUUAGCAAACAUGACGCAGCUUUCUCUCAUGGACUUGUCUUUCAAUAACUUGACGGGCCCUUUACCCAGAUUCCCCUCCAAGACUUUCAAUAUUCUUGGGAACCCUUCAAUAUGCCCUACAGGGUCAGAGCCGCCUUGCCAUGGAAUAACAUUGAUGCCAAUGUCCAUGACAUUGAACAAUUCAGGAAUAGCUGCUAUGCCUUCUGGGAGACGAAAAAGUCACAAUUUUGCACUUGCCCUUAGUUCAAGCAUUGGGUGCAUUGGUUUGCUUCUCCUCGGAUUUGGGCUGUUUCUGUGGGUGAGACGAAGGCAUAAACAGCAGAAAUUUUUUGAUAAACAGCAGAAGUUUUUUGAUAUUAAAGACAAGCAUCAUGAAGAAAUUUCUCUUGGAAAUUUGAGGAGGUUUCAACUUAGGGAACUUCAGAUAGCAACCAACAACUUCAGCAGUAAAAAACUUCUGGGAAAAGGUGGGUUUGGAAAUGUCUACAAGGGGUAUCUUCUAGAUGGGACUGCUGUGGCUGUAAAGAGGUUGAAAGAUGGCAGUGCCACUGGAGGGGAGAGACAAUUUCAGACAGAAGUUGAGAUGAUAAGCCUAGCUGUGCACCGGAACCUUCUUAGGCUAUAUGGAUUCUGUAUGACAGCCACAGAAAAGCUUCUGGUGUACCCGUAUAUGUCUAAUGGAAGUGUUGCUUCUCGACUCAAAGCAAAACCAGUCUUGGACUGGGGCACGAGAAAGCGAAUUGCGUUAGGAGCUGCAAGGGGACUGCUAUAUCUCCAUGAGCAAUGUGAUCCAAAGAUAAUUCAUAGGGAUGUGAAGGCGGCAAAUAUACUGCUUGAUGACUAUUGUGAAGCAGUGGUGGGAGAUUUUGGGUUAGCAAAGCUUUUGGAUCACCAGGAUUCACAUGUUACGACUGCUGUACGGGGCACCGUAGGGCAUAUAGCCCCUGAGUAUCUCUCAACUGGCCAGUCUUCUGAGAAAACAGAUGUUUUUGGAUUUGGGGUCCUACUACUUGAACUGAUCACGGGUCAAAGAGCUCUUGAAUUUGGCAAAGCAGCUAAUCAGAAAGGAGCAAUGCUUGAUUGGGUGAAGAAAUUUCACCAAGAGAAGAGACUCGAAUUGCUGGUGGAUAAAGAUUUAAAAAACGAGUGCGAUAUGAUCGAGCUAGAGGAAAUGGUUCAAGUGGCUCUCUUGUGCACUCAAUAUAUUCCAAACUAUAGACCAAGGAUGUCGGAAGUUGUUCGAAUGCUUGAAGGUGAUGGACUUGUUGAAAAAUGGGAAGCAUCUCAGAGAGUACGGACGAGCAAGGAUAAAACACAGGAGCUCGUCUUAUCAGAACGAUAUUCAGACCUCACAAACGACUCUUCAUUACUCGUACAAGCCAUAGAGCUCUCUGGUCCAAGUGGUAUCAGAGCUUCUUGGAAUAUUGAGGACGCCUGAUUCUUGAAGGAACCAGAUUCUAGAAACCUGCUCCAAACUGCAGUGAGCACUGACUGCAGGAAUCUGAGUUCUUCGAACUCAUUUGAUGAGGUCUUUCCUAUAUUACUCUGCUGGUACACCGAGCAUAUGAAACUAUAAAUGCUAGUUAAGCUCAUGGCUACACUAUAUGCCUUAAAAUUAUGGAAGCAAGGUGGAGAUUGUUGGGAGUCGAACUGCUGAUCACUUUGAUUUAAAUUGUGUUUCUACAAUUUUAACUAAAAGCGUGUUUUGUAAAGUGACACUUUACUAAUGGAAGGAGUCAACUGGAUUGUGACACAUGCUGAUCUCUUGGCCGUUGGAUCUGAUUCUAGAUCAUUCUAUAUAUUUAACCCUAAAUGGUUUGGGUGGCUGUUAGUUUUUCAUUUUUACUCCAUUCGGCUUCUCGAGUUCGAGGGUUUUUUUGAGUCGCCUCUCUUUCUCUCUCGAUGAAUCUCUCAUUUUGGCUCUAUUCUUGAAUGAUUUUCAAAACUCUUUCUUGAGUUAAUCCAGAAUAUGUUAUAGAUCUCUAAGCUACUGAACUGCCGUGUUGAGUUUAUGGAAACCUGAGUGGUUUCAUGUGAUGUGCAGUCGGGUUUGAUGAAAUCUUGGUGAUUUCUUGUGUUUCAUGUGUGGAAUAGCUUACAUAUUGUAUAAUGACUUGUGAAGUCAUGUGAUUCUUGGAUGGCAGUACCUGCGACUUAAGUGUCUGAGUGAUCUGUUCGUGGUUUCUUCAUGAACUGUGGUCUGCCUUGGUGAAUCUUUAUGAGAUAAGUCUUUGUGACUUGUAUAUUGUAAUAUUCUGGAAACAUUGUAUACUUACUGCCUGAUUUUGGGGGCCUUAUAGUGCAACCGAGCUGAAUCCAUUGAUAGUGGGUGCUCAACAGGGGAUUAGGCACUUGUGCUGAACCUCUGGGGCUUCGGCCAAAAAAAUCACCGUGUUCAUUAUUUUUGCACUU